AUGGAGAAUGAAGAACGUCAAGAAAGAAUCUGUAUAGAUGGUCAGCGUUGGUUCGCUUGCGGGUGCCAAGACGCCAGUAAAUCGCAGCGCAAUUCCGCGGUUCCAAGGGCCCAAGCCACAAGGGAACAGCGCGAACACAAGAAUCGCAAUACAUUGGUGCAGGAUGGGCAUGAGUGGCUGCCAGGGAUGUGUACUUACUAUCUGACUGGGGAAGGCUGGGUAGGUGACAGUCCACUUAUUGGGACACAACGCGAAGUGGGAUGA
Messenger RNA from Penicillium expansum, 264 nucleotides. RefSeq lists its product as uncharacterized. The transcript is spliced from 2 exons. Bases 1 to 264 code for a protein of 87 amino acids. NCBI's taxonomy places the organism in Eukaryota, Fungi, Ascomycota, Eurotiomycetes, Eurotiales, Aspergillaceae. The record is from RefSeq and is a predicted model, not a curated record.